Molecule: messenger RNA, 213 nt
Organism: Coccidioides immitis RS
Lineage: Eukaryota; Fungi; Ascomycota; Eurotiomycetes; Onygenales; Onygenaceae
Exons: 1
Coding region: 1-213 (70 amino acids)
Source: RefSeq, a predicted model, not a curated record
AUGGCAGCGGUAACGCCACAAUAUCAUAUACAUUUGAUGAAAGUGAACACACAGGCAGUCUGCGAUUUCGCCUCGCACGGAUUCGAGCCGUCAUCCGCGUGCCAUCUGCUGAUCAAGUCAUCGCAGGGCGACCGCAGGACUCCACAUCACCCCGACGGGGCGCAGGCGGCGGCGUUCAUUGGACGCUGCGAGUGGGCGGCACGGCUUACCUAA